Conger conger (European conger) is the source of this 1014-nucleotide messenger RNA. Its product is annotated as TLC domain-containing protein 2-like. Gene Ontology annotation, cellular component: plasma membrane. Gene Ontology annotation, biological process: phospholipid homeostasis; plasma membrane organization; regulation of membrane lipid distribution. Lineage: Eukaryota; Metazoa; Chordata; Actinopteri; Anguilliformes; Congridae. The record is from RefSeq and is a predicted model, not a curated record.
CGUACCAGGAAUAUUGGCUACGAUCACAUACUUCAGCACAUUGUACGUUCCUCUUUUCCCACAGACGGAUACGCACACACACGCGCACACACACAGAAGCUGGAUGGAACGGAUCAUAUUGUAUGUGGCACUAUCUCCGUGAUUUCGCAUAAAGAAAUUCAGAAGCAGAACGAAACAUCUUAUUAAAUAUUAAACCGAGUGUGGAGAUCGGGAAGUUGUCCGCCAGGGCAGUGGAGAAGUUGAAGUACACGGCUAAUUGUCUCCCGCUGGAGCCCCGAAGGGUCUUGUUUCUGAAGAGAGAUGGAGCUGAGUUCGGUCAUUUUGACAACGGGAUGCUCCGUGGGCUUCUUCAAACUGGCGAACACGGGGAUGAAGAGUCUCCCGACGCCGGAAGCAGCGCGUAAGGGCGCCUGGAAAUGGAGAAACAUCAGCACGUCUUUCCUCCACAGUCUAAUAACGGGGGUCUGGGCUGUCCUCUGCUUCUACCUGCAUCCUCACAUGGCUGAGGACCUCAUUUCCACGCACUCCGUGUUCUCGCACGCGCUGGUCUCGGUGUCCAUCGGAUACUUCAUCCAUGACUUCUUCGACCUUCUUCUGAACCAGAAGUUCAGCUCGUCCUGGGAGCUGCUCUUUCAUCACUCUGUGGUGAUCAGCUGCUUCGGGCUCUCGGCAGCGACCCGGCGGUACGUGGGCUUCGCGGUGGUGGCGCUGCUGGUGGAGAUAAACUCCAUCUUCCUGCACCUGCGGCAGGUGCUGCGGCUGGCGGGCGGGGCCGGGGGGACAGCGUACCGCGUGAACAGCCUGGUGAACCUGGCCACGUACGUGGUGUUCCGCAUCAGCACGCUGGCCUGGAUGACGCGCUGGCUGGUGCUGAACCGCGAGCGGGUGCCGCUGGCGGCCUACACGCUGGGCAGCGUGGGCAUGGCCAUCAUGACCGUCAUGAACAUCGUGCUCUUGCGUCUGCUGCGCAGCGACUUCCUGCAGACCGGCCGCGACGGCAGGAAGGAGAAAUAA